GAGAACAGCUCGCUGUGUUUCGCACCCCGGAUGGCCAGGCCUUCGUGGUGGAUGCUUACUGCCCUCACCUGGGAGCCAACCUGGCUGCUGGUGGCCGCGUCGUGGGCAACUGCAUCGAGUGCCCGUUCCAUGGCUGGCAGUUUCGAGGAGAAGAUGGAAAAUGCACCAGCAUUCCCUACGCUGAAAAAGUGCCAGACUUUGCAAGGGUUCGGACCUGGCCGUGCUGCGAGAUAAACGGGAUGCUGCUGGUCUGGUACCACUGCGAGGGGCUCAUGCCAACAUGGGCAGUGCCAGAGCAGCGCGAGAUCACCACCAAAGAGUGGGUGUUCUGCGGGCAGACGGAGCACCUGGUUAAUGCACACAUCCAGGAAAUCCCAGAGAAUGCAGCUGACUCGGCGCACCUGGCUUUCCUCCAUGGACCAGCCAUUCUGGGCGGAUCUGAUCUGAGAUACACGAGGUCCAAGCUGUGGGAUUUUAUGAAGCACAACUGGAAGGCGGAGUGGUGGCCAGAGCCAGAGCCCAACAAGCACUGCUCCCAGAUGCUGCUGCAACACACUGCAACCUUUUUUGGGAAGCACUUCUCCCUGAUGGAUUUGACAGUUUCAGCCAGGCAGGUGGGGCCAGGGCUGGUUUUCCUGCUUUUUGAACACGCCUUCCUGGGCCGUGGGAUCAUCCUGCAGACGGUGACACCUCUGGAGCCUCUCCUGCAGAAUGUUGUUCACAAAAUCUACUACCAAAAGAAUAUACCGGCCAUAAUUCCCAAGUUCAUCCUGAGAGCAGAGUGCAUCCAGUUUGAGCGGGAUAUAACCAUCUGGAAUAAUAAACAGUACCUGCCCAAGCCGCUGCUGGUGAGGGAGGACUCCAGCAUCCAGAAGCACCGGCGCUGGUAUUCCCAGUUCUACAGUGAGAAAAGCACGAGGUCCCUGGUGCAGAAGGACCUGGAGUGGUGA
Molecule: messenger RNA, 950 nt
Organism: Nestor notabilis (Kea)
Lineage: Eukaryota; Metazoa; Chordata; Aves; Psittaciformes; Psittacidae
Product: cholesterol desaturase daf-36-like
Exons: 6
Biological process (GO): chlorophyll biosynthetic process; cholesterol metabolic process
Cellular component (GO): chloroplast
Molecular function (GO): 2 iron, 2 sulfur cluster binding; chlorophyllide a oxygenase activity
Source: RefSeq, a predicted model, not a curated record